Messenger RNA from Polychytrium aggregatum, 1014 nucleotides. RefSeq lists its product as uncharacterized. Bases 1 to 1014 code for a protein of 337 amino acids. The transcript is spliced from 8 exons. The record is from RefSeq and is a predicted model, not a curated record. NCBI's taxonomy places the organism in Eukaryota, Fungi, Chytridiomycota, Chytridiomycetes, Polychytriales.
AUGGAUACCAGCGGAUCUCCAAAGUUUUCGCUCGACUCCAUCUCGGCGAUCGACGGGCAGAUCGCAUCGGCGCUGCGCUCAUUCUUUGAUCAAAGCGGGCGUCCUAUCAUCCAGUUUUGCAAAAUCCUGCUCGAGCAUAUGGGCCUGGAUGCCGAUCUGCAGGCCAAUAUUCCGUUGUCGGUCCUUGUCAAGACCAUCCACGACACUGGCAUCGAAUGCAGCUCUCAGCAAAUACAGGAGCUAGUGGAGCUCUUUGGCGGAACUGAUGAGGGAAUCAACUUGAACGAGUUUAUCCGUGGCCUCAAGGGGGGCCUGAAUUCAAAGCGUCUUGAACUGGUUCACGCGGCGUGGAUUCUCUUGGACUGGAACGGCCAGGGAGUUAGCGCUGAGCAGACCAUCCUUACAGAUGCCAAAGCAAAGUUCAACGCCUUGGACCACCCACGAGUUCAGAUUGGCGAGCUUGAUGCAGACCGCGUUCUUGGCGAGUUUAUCGACUACUGGGAGGCCGACAGACCCGACGGCACUAUCGAGCUGAUAGAGUGGGAAUACUACUACACAGGCGUCUCCGCAAACAUCGACACCGAUGCCUACUUUGAGCGACUGAUGUCUCAGUGCUGGCCGGGGAUGAGAAUGCCGGAGCCACAUUCUCCAGUGCAGUCGACUCUCGACGUUUGCACUCGCCGCUUGAUGGCCAUGCACCAUCAAAAGCUGGAGCGUCUCGUUGGCUCCUCCAGGACAUUCAGAUCGGCGUUGGAUCUGUGCUUUUACCGUCAAAGCAUACCCAUGGAUCGAACUCUGUCCCGGGACAAUUUAAUCAAGAUUCUGAAGGAGCUGUAUUCAAUCGCUGGUGUCCCUGCGGAUGAAGAUUCAUUUGAUUCGAUCUACAAGCGCAUCAAAAAGGAUCUGCAGCGCACUUUCACUGUGUCUGACUACGAGCCCGCAUUGCGCGAGAGCAUCCGGAAGGAACUGCGCUUCCUGGAGUACCGCAUCUUUGCACGAACAAUCAGCACAUAG